AAAUUAAAAGAGGUAAAAUUGGAUUUAAAAGUGUUUAAUACAAACACAAUAGAGUAUAAAAGAAGAAACCGAAUACUAUUCGGAAGGCACAGACAGACAAGUGCUGUAGCUGUACAUAUCUCAUACCUUCAUUUUUCGACUGAGACUAUACUCAAGUGAUAAUCGAAACUACACGCCGCUAAGAUGGCGCUGCAACGCAUUAACGAACCUUCUUUCCAAGCCUAUGGAGUUGGAAAUUUAACCGUUGUUGAUAUGAUCACACCUGACAUGCAACAUUUGGUCGACCCCUACUGGAAUCAAUUCCCUCCUAUGAAUCCGCUCUGGCACGGGAUUCUGGGAUUCUUCAUGACUGUACUUGGCAUUAUGUCGAUCAGUGGCAACUUUGUUGUAAUCUACAUUUUUUCGACAACGAAAUCGCUCCGGACACCAUCAAACUUAUUCGUUGUAAACUUGGCAAUUUCCGAUUUCUUGAUGAUGUGCUGCAUGUCCCCAGCUAUGGUCAUUAAUUGCUAUUACGAAACCUGGGUUCUUGGACCACUCAUGUGCCAACUCUAUGCCAUGUUUGGAUCCUUGUUCGGAUGUGCAUCAAUCUGGACCAUGACAAUGAUCGCCUUCGACCGUUACAAUGUCAUCGUAAAGGGUAUCGCCGGAAAACCACUUACCAAUGGAGGAGCUUUGGCUCGUGUUGCUGGAAUUUGGCUCUUCGCCACCGUCUGGACAGUCGCACCAUUGUUCGGAUGGAAUCGAUAUGUACCAGAAGGCAACAUGACCGCAUGCGGAACCGACUACAUCAACCAAGAAUGGUUGAGCCGAUCAUACAUCCUUGUUUAUGCUAUUUUCGUUUACUACGCUCCACUCUUCCUUAUCAUCUACUCUUAUUACUACAUCAUCAAAGCUGUAUCUGAGCAUGAGAAAGCCAUGCGAGAACAAGCCAAGAAGAUGAACGUUGCAUCCCUUCGAUCUGCUGAGGAUGCCAACAAGAGUGCUGAAGCGAAAUUAGCAAAAGUUGCUCUAGUCACCAUCUCCCUAUGGUUUAUGGCCUGGACUCCAUAUCUCAUCAUCAACUAUGCCGGGGUGUUCCAGACAAUGAAGCUUUCACCACUGAGUACCAUCUGGGGAUCAGUGUUCGCUAAGUGCAAUGCAGUCUACAAUCCAAUCGUGUACGGCAUCAGCCAUCCAAAAUACCGAGCUGCAUUGUUUGAGAGGUUCCCAUGUUUGAAGUGCGGAGAUGAUCCACAGCCAAAUGUAUCGGAUAACCAAUCACAGGCAACACAGGAGAAAACGGGUGCUUAAUGUAAUGUAACUAACAGACAAACGAUGAACAUAUUUAACUUUACGAAUGUACAAGCUCGCACAUAGAUUGUAGUAUGUGUUACCUCAUGACUUCAUUCUAAGUUCUAUUUGUUAAUAAUAAAAAAAAACGACGAUUAUAUAUCUUGAGCAUAGCAAAAA
Messenger RNA from Hermetia illucens (black soldier fly), 1452 nucleotides. Its product is annotated as opsin-1-like. Bases 184 to 1293 code for a protein of 369 amino acids. Gene Ontology annotation, biological process: phototransduction; G protein-coupled receptor signaling pathway; visual perception. Gene Ontology annotation, cellular component: membrane. Gene Ontology annotation, molecular function: G protein-coupled receptor activity. The transcript has 2 exons. NCBI's taxonomy places the organism in Eukaryota, Metazoa, Arthropoda, Insecta, Diptera, Stratiomyidae. The record is from RefSeq and is a predicted model, not a curated record.